Messenger RNA from Argiope bruennichi, 2278 nucleotides. RefSeq names its product DDB1- and CUL4-associated factor 17-like. Gene Ontology annotation, cellular component: Cul4-RING E3 ubiquitin ligase complex. NCBI's taxonomy places the organism in Eukaryota, Metazoa, Arthropoda, Arachnida, Araneae, Araneidae. Gene Ontology annotation, biological process: protein ubiquitination. The record is from RefSeq and is a predicted model, not a curated record. Bases 563 to 2068 code for a protein of 501 amino acids. The transcript has 2 exons.
GCGAGUAACAAGUCUGUUAACCCGAAUGAUUAUAACUCCAGCUCUAUUGAAUAGAUAGAAUCCAGAAUUGAAUUACUAUCUAUUGAAUAGAUAGUAAUGCACAAUUAUCCUCUCUGCCAAGUUUGUAAUCUUGAAAACAUUGAUCAUAUCAUCUUGUUUUGUUCCAAAUACGCAACUCAUAGGUCAAACCUUUUUUACAAAACUUAAUAUCGAUCAUUGUUCAAAGCGUUUAUUCAAAAAGCUGUUUCUAAUAAGCAGUAUCUUCGGACCCUUCUCCAAUAUCUUAAGUUUUUAAUGUCUAUUGAAUGUACUCUUUUGACAUUAGGAAAUAAAAGCCUUUGUUGCCAAAAUUCCUAUUUUAAUCAAUUUUGAUUCGAGUUGAAAGUGAAUGCUUUUCUAGAAAUUCAUGCUAUCAAAGCAAAUAAUCAUCAUUAUCCGCCUGUAGAAUUCAUAAAAAGAGAGAUAAAAAAAUUUUAAUUUGUUUUUGUUUCAUUAUUAGAUUUGAAUAGGUGCAAAAUUUUUAAAUGAAAAAUUGCCAUUUAAAAACAGCCAAUUAUUUGAAAUGUUACGUUUGAAAAAGAACAAAAAUAUAUUAUGUACACUAUACGACCGUGAAAUAAAUGCUACUUCUACACCCUAUAAAUUAAGUCUAAAUAUUAUGUGUCAGCUAAUCCAAUCAAAACAGUCAUUUUAUGAAUCUUCAUGGACCAAAGAGUCGUCACGGCCUAUUGUAUAUGACGGUGGGCUUAUAUAUUUCAACAAUCAUAAAAGUUGUUAUAAUAUCUAUGGUUAUGAAAACAAACCUAGUUUAACCAAACUUACAAAUAUUAAUGGCUCAGAAAGAAUACUGGAUGUGAUUUCGUAUGCUGCACCAGUAUUUAAACAAGAAUGUAAUUGUGAAGUAUGCCCUUGUUCUUGUCUCUCAAGAUCCAUUAUAUACAUAACUAAAGAUAAUUGGUUAAUUCGAAGGAAUCCAAUUACUGGUGUUAUACUCAAUAAAAUAUAUACCAAGCGUUUAGAUCGUAUUUUUAAUUUCCAAUAUAUUGAUUGGAAUAUUUAUUCUAAAGAAGUAAUUCUUACUACAAAAUUAAAUCCUGAAAAAGAACCCUCCUCUAAUGUUGAUGUUGUUGUUAAUUUGGCAGUAUUUACAUCUUUUCCUUUGGAAUUCAGAGCAUUGUUAGAGAUAAGACGGAGUGUAUUUGGGAAAGCCUGUAGACAUGUGAAUGUUUCGGAUCAGCUUCUUAUUUUAGGAAUGAACUUAGAUUGGGUGCAUAUAUAUAGUUUUGAAGAUGUUUUGGCAAACAGUAUUUUCACUCCGUAUAAGAUUGGAGAUCAUUAUAUGAAAGGAAUUGUUGGAAGUUAUCCUUUUGGACUCCCUCUAAAUUGUAUACCUCAAGCUGUACCUCCUCUUCUAUUUGAUGUACAAAGCUCUCAACAAAUUUUUCACUUUGGAGGUUAUCCUUAUCAUUGUGUUUAUGCUAGUCCUCAUAAACAUGCUCGCUAUGUCCUGAAGCAAGUUGAAGAAAAUGUAAAUCAUAAAAACUAUUUUAUAGAUAGUAAUAACACAGAUGAUGAAACAGAUAUGAUAUUGUUUCAUCCUGAUAAUUCAAACCGAAUUGUAUUAAGAGAAGAUGGAAUUGUACGUUGUUUUCAAUUGGUCUAUUCUCCUAAUGAAUCAAAAGUUCAAGAAAUUUUUUCUAUGGGUUUUUCAUCUUCUGUUAUGCAAAGUAAAACAACCACAGUUAGUUCUUAUGGUAGACGAAUUACAAAACCUAUAAAUGCGUAUGUAUUAAAUGAGAAGUGUGUUUUAGCUUUAGAUUAUGAUGAUGAAUUAGACUUAAUUGGCAUUCUUGGAUUUCAUUCUACUGAUCCAUUGUUACAAGGUUUUGUCAAGUUAUAUGAUAGCAUGUAUGGGCAGGAAGUGAAAUGUAUAAAACUCAAACAAAAUCUUUGUGAAACAAAUUAUUAUGAACUUAAUAUUGAUCUGGAUACUUUGAUUAUAAUAGAAAAAAAUGAAAGAAAUUAUUUUAGAGUAUAUUUAUAUAAACUAAUGUUUCUAACUGACUAAUGAAAAUUAUCUACUUUAUUUUUUAAUUCUUAUAUUUUACUAAAUACUUUUAUUUUAUUUUAGAUUUAGCAUGCAUUUUUUACGAACUUUUGGGUUGUAAAUCCAAAUAUUUCUAUUUUCAAUCUUAUCAACUGUUAAUGACUGCCAUUUUUCUAAGCGAAAAAAAAAGUACAAAUUAUAUACACAGAAUAGAAAAUAAUAUAUAUAUAU